UUAAAAUAUAAGGCAACACAUUUUUAGUAUUUAAAUUUUUUACGAGUAAGCUCUAUAAAAUAUAUGCAUUGUAAUGAGUAAUGGCAUAGAAUCUUUGAGAAACGAARAUAUGAAAAUAUUUUCAAAACAGUUGGGUCAAUAAUCGAAGGUUGUAUGUUUGUACUCAGAAACAUAAUUUUAUUAUACACUCAAAUAUACAAGUGUAGGAAUUGAAACAUAUUGAAAAUUUUUGAAAUUUCAUUUAAGUAAGAUUUAUGAAAGUUAAAAUAAUAUUUUGUACUCACAUUAUCAUUUCAGGCAUCCAAUAUACAAAUGUAUUAAUCUUAUAUCUUUAUUUAGUUUAAUCUUAAAACUUGUCUAAAUUAUUAUUUAAUUUUUGUAAUUAGAGUAACAUGUUUUACGUAUAUGCUACAUGCUAGCAAACUAAUGAGCAGCUUUAUCAAAUAGGGUCAGAUUUGGCAGCUCCUAGUUUGAUAAUGUGAUAAGCAUAUUACUCGAAUUCCGUUCCGUUUUUGAAAUGAAAAUGUUACUAAAAAUAUACCUGUAUUGAGUUAAAGAAUAAUAAAGAACAGCCUGUUUAGUCUUAACGACAGUUGUGAGCAUUUUUUCAGUCUUUGUAAUAUAAGAGAUUUUGAUAAAUCCUUUAUAAAACAGCAAUAGCAACAUAACGGUUACAUGUAUCACAUAAAACUCGUCGAAAUUGAUAAAAUUGUCGAUAUAAGGCAGUUUUGUACAAUUAUUAUGAAAAUGUGACACUUCGUGUUGGUUAUUGUUAUAUUUCAGCCUAUAUCCUUCUGUUACAUAAUGCACAAUUUAAAAGGUAACUUCAUGUUAUAAUUGGGCGUAUGUAUARGGUAAGUUGAGGAAUCAACUUUCUUACUAAGUACUGUCUUCUUUUCUUACGUAUUCUCAAAGACGUUAAAAAGUUGCUGAUCUUGCUGUUCUACAUAAAUUGGUAUUUAUGCCGAAUUUUCGGUUUAAAUAACCAUUGUCAUUGUCUUACUAAUAUUUGUAAAUUACGUACGCAAAGAAUUUUAAUUGAACGAUAUUGCGAAUGCUGUUAUAUUUUUAUCUUGAACUUCGCAUAAUUUACAAAAGCRAAAGUUUCGUUAACUGUUGUACACCAACUGCGGAAAAAAUAAAUGAAAAUUUUCAAGUUUCCAUUGACUUAAUUCAGUCAGUUCAAAUACUUUUUUCGUGCGGUUUGUUCUAUUUCGUUAAAGUUUAGAAAGUCUAAUUUCGAAUGGAGUACCAGUAACUGGAGACCAUUUAAAAACAAAUUUCUACCCGAAACUUAUAUCAACUCGAUGUAUACUUUAUUGACUACUUUUAUCUUUAAAAUUGUUCCACAGAUAUUUCGCAAGAUGACUCCUUUCAAACCGAUGUCUGCUAUAAAACUUGAAGAAGAAGACGAAAUAUUUAAUGAUAAUCCCGACGCGCAUUCGCACUAYGAAGAACCGUCAUUACGAAAAACGCAAUAUACCCAGGAAAACGAAACUAGUAAUCAAAAAUGUAAUUUCAAAGAAAAUAAUACCGUCCAAGACUACGAAACAUCAUCGGCAUACGAGGCUGACGUAGAAAAUUUAAGUUUAACCGAUAUCGAGAGUAACACGAUGCUGCAAAGUCUGACGACACGCUUGUUUCUAACCUYUGACGGCUAUGAAUUUCAACGAUUAGAGCAACCGCGCGGCGACACUGUUUCUGAUGAAAUAGUGUAUGAGCCCGAAAUCACUACACACUCCACUGUCUUCGAAAAAGUGCAAUAUAAAAAGCAUAUACGCUAUUUCCGUCGCACUCCGUCCAAUUUGAGCUUAGACAACGUUGAUGAUAACAAACACAAUGAGAGCACACCAAACGCCGAUCCGCUCAAUGAUCCACCAAAACGCACUCGCAAUACCGCCGAAGCAAAACGCAACCACAACGGCGGCAGUAUGCGUCAACCACCAGCCGUCCAGUCUUUUCCACAAAAUAUACCCGCAUAUGUGCCUAUAAAUGUAAUGAAAUUGGAAAUUAAGAAUCCGGGAAAAUUCGAAAGCGUGGUUAUAGGAGAGCAGCGUGACCGCUUUGAUAAAUUGAUGCCYGUUGUUAAAUGGGAUAUCAAUGGCAACUCGCUGGACGAUGAUUUUUACAUCGAUGACAGUUGGAAUGAUUCCACGGAUAUGAACUGGAAUAAUUCAAGUGAAAAACGKGUUUCUCAAUUUAAAUUAGAUAGUGAGUCGCAGAAGUCUAGCUUUCGCUCCAGUUCGACGACAUUGGAAACGUGGCUGGAUGAAGACUUGCUGGGCAGCUCCCUCAACGAGCGACGCCAAUUCGCUGGUGGCAAUCUGUGUCGGUCCAAGGUUUAAAGCAACGCUGCAUUGCAUAAUCGUGAAGUUGUGAAUCCAAUGUAUUAUUACAARUAUUUAAUAGUAUUCUAUUUGUUAACAUUGUUCAUAUAUCUACCUGCAACGGAUAUACUCGUAUAGCUUAUAUUUACAUGCAUACAUACAAACUUUUUACCUAACAUAUAGUACAUAUGUACAUACUUGUAUGUAUCUAAGAAUGAAAUUGUGUCUUAAAUUAAGCAAUAAUAUGUACUUAUUAUUCCUUUUUUUGCAUUAUAUAGUAUAUAUAUAUAUAUUUCUUCUCAGCGCUCCUCUAA
Bactrocera latifrons is the source of this 2641-nucleotide messenger RNA. RefSeq lists its product as uncharacterized. The record is from RefSeq and is a predicted model, not a curated record. NCBI's taxonomy places the organism in Eukaryota, Metazoa, Arthropoda, Insecta, Diptera, Tephritidae. The transcript is spliced from 2 exons. Bases 1308 to 2345 code for a protein of 345 amino acids.